AUGUUCGUCACGAGAACAACGAGCAGCACGAGAACAACGAGCAGCACGAGAACAACGAGCAGCACGAGAACAACGAGCAGCACGAGAACGACGAGCAGCACGAGAACGACGAGCAGCACGAGAACGACGAGCAGCACGAGAACGACGAGCAGCACGAGAACGACGAGCAGGACGAGAACGACGAGCAGGACGAGAACAACGAGCAGCACGAGAACAACGAGCAGCACGAGAACAACGAGCAGCACGAGAACAACGAGCAGCACGAGAACAACGAGCAGCACUGAGAACAACGAGCAGCACGAGAACAACGAGCAGCACGAGAACAACGAGCAGCACGAGAACAACGAGCAGCACGAGAGCAACGAGCAGCACGAGAGCAACGAGCAGCACGAGAACAACGAGCAGCACGAGAACAACGAGCAGCACGAGAACAACGAGCAGCACGAGAACAACGAGCAGCACGAGAACAACGAGCAGCACGAGAACAACGAGCAGCACGAGAACCACGAGCAGCACGAGAACGACGAGCAGCACGAGAACGACGAGCAGCACGAGAACAACGAGCAGCACGAGAACAACGAGCAGCACGAGAACAACGAGCAGCACGAGAACAACGAGCAGCACGAGAACAACGAGCAGCACGAGAACAACGAGCAGCACGAGAACAACGAGCAGCACGAGAGCAACGAGCAGCACGAGAGCAACGAGCAGCACGAGAGCAACGAGCAGCACGAGAACAACGAGCAGCACGAGAACAACGAGCAGCACGAGAACAACGAGCAGCACGAGAACAACGAGCAGCACGAGAACAACGAGCAGCACGAGAACAACGAGCAGCACGAGAACAACGAGCAGCACGAGAACAACGAGCAGCACGAGAACAACGAGCAGCACGAGAACGACGAGCAGCACGAGAACGACGAGCAGCACGAGAACGACGAGCAGCACGAGAACGACGAGCAGCACGAGAACAACGAGCAGCACGAGAACAACGAGCAGCACGAGAACAACGAGCAGCACGAGAACAACGAGCAGCACGAGAACAACGAGCAGCACGAGAACAACGAGCAGCACGAGAACAACGAGCAGCACGAGAACAACGAGCAGCACGAGAACAACGAGCAGCACGAGAACAACGAGCAGCACGAGAACAACGAGCAGCACGAGAACAACGAGCAGCACGAGAACAACGAGCAGCACGAGAACAACGAGCAGCACGAGAACAACGAGCAGCACGAGAACAACGAGCAGCACGAGAACAACGAGCAGCACGAGAACAACGAGCAGCACGAGAACAACGAGCAGCACGAGAACAACGAGCAGCACGAGAACAACGAGCAGCACGAGAACAACGAGCAGCACGAGAACAACGAGCAGCACGAGAACAACGAGCAGCACGAGAGCAACGAGCAGCACGAGAGCAACGACACGAGAGCAACGACACGAGAACACGAGCAGCACGAGAACAACGAGCAGCACGAGAACAACGAGCAGCACGAGAACAACGAGCAGCACGAGAACAACGAGCAGCACGAGAACAACGAGCAGCACGAGAACAACGAGCAGCACGAGAACAACGAGCAGCACGAGAACGACGAGCAGCACGAGAACGACGAGCAGCACGAGAACGACGAGCAGCACGAGAACGACGAGCAGCACGAGAACGACGAGCAGCACGAGAACAACGAGCAGCACGAGAACAACGAGCAGCACGAGAACAACGAGCAGCACGAGAACAACGAGCAGCACGAGAACAACGAGCAGCACGAGAACAACGAGCAGCACGAGAACAACGAGCAGCACGAGAACAACGAGCAGCACGAGAAUAACGAGCAGCACGAGAACAACGAGCAGCACGAGAACAACGAGCAGCACGAGAACAACGAGCAGCACGAGAACAACGAGCAGCACGAGAACAACGAGCAGCACGAGAACAACGAGCAGCACGAGAACAACGAGCAGCACGAGAACAACGAGCAGCACGAGAACAACGAGCAGCACGAGAACAACGAGCAGCACGAGAACGUCGAGCAGCACGAGAACGUCGAGCAGCACGAGAACAACGAGCAGCACGAGAACGAGGAGCAGCACGAGAACGACGAGCAGCACGAGAACGACGAGCAGGACGAGAACGACGAGCAGGACGAGAACGACGAGCAGGACGAGAACGACGAGCAGCACGAGAACGACGAGCAGCACGAGAACGACGAGCAGCACGAGAACAACGAGCAGCACGAGAACAACGAGCAGCACGAGAACAACGAGCAGCACGAGAACAACGAGCAGCACGAGAACAACGAGCAGCACGAGAACAACGAGCAGCACGAGAACAACGAGCAGCACGAGAACAACGAGCAGCACGAGAACAACGAGCAGCACGAGAACAACGAGCAGCACGAGAACAACGAGCAGCACGAGAACAACGAGCAGCACGAGAACAACGAGCAGCACGAGAACAACGAGCAGCACGAGAACAACGAGCAGCACGACGAGCAGCACGAGAACAACGAGCAGCACGAGAACAACGAGCAGCACGAGAACAACGAGCAGCACGAGAACGUCGAGCAGCACGAGAACGUCGAGCAGCACGAGAACAACGAGCAGCACGAGAACGAGGAGCAGCACGAGAACGACGAGCAGGACGAGAACGACGAGCAGGACGAGAACGACGAGCAGCACGAGAACGACGAGCAGGACGAGAAAGACGAGCAGCACGAGAACGACGAGCAGCACGAGAACGACGAGCAGCACGAGAACAACGAGCAGCACGAGAACAACGAGCAGCACGAGAACAACGAGCAGCACGAGAACAACGAGCAGCACGAGAACAACGAGCAGCACGAGAACAACGAGCAGCACGAGAACAACGAGCAGCACGAGAACGAGCAGCACGAGAACAACGAGCAGCACGAGAACAACGAGCAGCACGAGAACAACGAGCUAGGGAUGAGCAAGCACGAGAACAACGAGCAGCACGAGAACAACGAGCAGCACGAGAACAACGAGCAGCACGAGAACAACGAGCAGCACGAGAACAACGAGCAGCACGAGAACAACGAGCAGCACGAGAACGACGAGCAGCACGAGAACGACGAGCAGCACGAGAACGACGAGCAGCACGAGAACGACGAGCAGCACGAGAACGACGAGCAGGACGAGAACGACGAGCAGGACGAGAACAACGAGCAGCACGAGAACAACGAGCAGCACGAGAACAACGAGCAGCACGAGAACAACGAGCAGCACGAGAACAACGAGCAGCACGAGAACAACGAGCAGCACGAGAACAACGAGCAGCACGAGAACAACGAGCAGCACGAGAACAACGAGCAGCACGAGAGCAACGAGCAGCACGAGAGCAACGAGCAGCACGAGAACAACGAGCAGCACGAGAACAACGAGCAGCACGAGAACAACGAGCAGCACGAGAACAACGAGCAGCACGAGAACAACGAGCAGCACGAGAACAACGAGCAGCACGAGAACCACGAGCAGCACGAGAACGACGAGCAGCACGAGAACGACGAGCAGCACGAGAACAACGAGCAGCACGAGAACAACGAGCAGCACGAGAACAACGAGCAGCACGAGAACAACGAGCAGCACGAGAACAACGAGCAGCACGAGAACAACGAGCAGCACGAGAACAACGAGCAGCACGAGAGCAACGAGCAGCACGAGAGCAACGAGCAGCACGAGAGCAACGAGCAGCACGAGAACAACGAGCAGCACGAGAACAACGAGCAGCACGAGAACAACGAGCAGCACGAGAACAACGAGCAGCACGAGAACAACGAGCAGCACGAGAACAACGAGCAGCACGAGAACAACGAGCAGCACGAGAACAACGAGCAGCACGAGAACGACGAGCAGCACGAGAACGACGAGCAGCACGAGAACGACGAGCAGCACGAGAACGACGAGCAGCACGAGAACAACGAGCAGCACGAGAACAACGAGCAGCACGAGAACAACGAGCAGCACGAGAACAACGAGCAGCACGAGAACAACGAGCAGCACGAGAGCAACGAGAAGCACGAGAGCAACGAGAAGCACGAGAACAACGAGCAGCACGAGAACAACGAGCAGCACGAGAACAACGAGCAGCACGAGAACAACGAGCAGCACGAGAACAACGAGCAGCACGAGAACAACGAGCAGCACGAGAACAACGAGCAGCACGAGAACAACGAGCAGCACGAGAACAACGAGCAGCACGAGAAACGAGCAGCACGCAACGAGCAGCAACGAGAACGACGAGCAGCACGAGAACGACGAGCAGCACGAGAACGACGAGCAGCACGAGAACGACGAGCAGGACGAGAACGACGAGCAGGACGAGAACGACGAGCAGGACGAGAACGACGAGCAGGACGAGAACGACGAGCAGCACGAGAACGACGAGCAGCACGAGAACGACGAGCAGCACGAGAACAACGAGCAGCACGAGAACAACGAGCAGCACGAGAACAACGAGCAGCACGAGAACAACGAGCAGCACGAGAACAACGAGCAGCACGAGAACAACGAGCAGCACGAGAACAACGAGCAGCACGAGAACAACGAGCAGCACGAGAACAACGAGCAGCACGAGAACAACGAGCAGCACGAGAACAACGAGCAGCACCGAGAACAACGAGCAGCACGAGAACAACGAGCAGCACGAGAACAACGAGCAGCACGAGAACAACGAGCAGCACGAGAACAACGAGCAGCACGAGAACAACGAGCAGCACGACGAGCAGCAACGUCGAGCAGCACGAGAACGUCGAGCAGCACGAGAACAACGAGCAGCACGAGAACGAGGAGCAGCACGAGAACGACGAGCAGGACGAGAACGACGAGCAGGACGAGAACGACGAGCAGCACGAGAACGACGAGCAGGACGAGAAAGACGAGCAGCACGAGAACGACGAGCAGCACGAGAACGACGAGCAGCACGAGAACAACGAGCAGCACGAGAACAACGAGCAGCACGAGAACAACGAGCAGCACGAGAACAACGAGCAGCACGAGAACAACGAGCAGCACGAGAACAACGAGCAGCACGAGAACAACGAGCAGCACGAGAACGAGCAGCACGAGAACAACGAGCAGCACGAGAACAACGAGCAGCACGAGAACAACGAGCUAGGGAUGAGCAAGGUGGCGAACACCUCACGAGAGCAACGAGCAGCACGAGAGCAACGAGCAGCACGAGAGCAACGAGCAGCACGAGAACAACGAGCAGCACGAGAACAACGAGCAGCACGAGAACAACGAGCAGCACGAGAACAACGAGCAGCACGAGAACAACGAGCAGCACGAGAACAACGAGCAGCACGAGAACAACGAGCAGCACGAGAACAACGAGCAGCACGAGAGCAACGAGAAGCACGAGAGCAACGAGAAGCACGAGAACAACGAGCAGCACGAGAACAACGAGCAGCACGAGAACAACGAGCAGCACGAGAACAACGAGCAGCACGAGAACAACGAGCAGCACGAGAACAACGAGCAGCACGAGAACAACGAGCAGCACGAGAACAACGAGCAGCACGAGAGCAACGAGCAGCACGAGAGCAACGAGUAGCACGAGAACAACGAGCAGCACGAGAACAACGAGCAGCACGAGAACAACGAGCAGCACGAGAACAACGAGCAGCACGAGAACAACGAGCAGCACGAGAACAACGAGCAGCACGAGAACGACGAGCAGCACGAGAACGACGAGCAGCACGAGAACGACGAGCAGCACGAGAACGACGAGCAGCACGAGAACGACGAGCAGGACGAGAACGACGAGCAGGACGAGAACAACGAGCAGCACGAGAACAACGAGCAGCACGAGAACAACGAGCAGCACGAGAACAACGAGCAGCACGAGAACAACGAGCAGCACGAGAACAACGAGCAGCACGAGAACAACGAGCAGCACGAGAGACAACGAGCAGCACGAGAGCAACGAGCAGCACGAGAGACAACGAGCAGCACGAGAACAACGAGCAGCACGAGAACAACGAGCAGCACGAGAACAACGAGCAGCACGAGAACAACGAGCAGCACGAGAACAACGAGCAGCACGAGAACCACGAGCAGCACGAGAACGACGAGCAGCACGAGAACGACGAGCAGCACGAGAACGACGAGCAGCACGAGAACAACGAGCAGCACGAGAACAACGAGCAGCACGAGAACAACGAGCAGCACGAGAACAACGAGCAGCACGAGAACAACGAGCAGCACGAGAACAACGAGCAGCACGAGAACAACGAGCAGCACGAGAGCAACGAGCAGCACGAGAGCAACGAGCAGCACGAGAGCAACGAGCAGCACGAGAACAACGAGCAGCACGAGAACAACGAGCAGCACGAGAACAACGAGCAGCACGAGAACAACGAGCAGCACGAGAACAACGAGCAGCACGAGAACAACGAGCAGCACGAGAACAACGAGCAGCACGAGAACAACGAGCAGCACGAGAACAACGAGCAGCACGAGAACGACGAGCAGCACGAGAACGACGAGCAGCACGAGAACGACGAGCAGCACGAGAACGACGAGCAGCACGAGAACAACGAGCAGCACGAGAACAACGAGCAGCACGAGAACAACGAGCAGCACGAGAACAACGAGCAGCACGAGAACAACGAGCAGCACGAGAACAACGAGCAGCACGAGAACAACGAGCAGCACGAGAACAACGAGCAGCACGAGAAUAACGAGCAGCACGAGAACAACGAGCAGCACGAGAACAACGAGCAGCACGAGAACAACGAGCAGCACGAGAACAACGAGCAGCACGAAAACAACGAGCAGCACGAGAGCAACGAGCAGCACGAGAGCAACGAGCAGCACGAGAACAACGAGCAGCACGAGAACAACGAGCAGCACGAGAACAACGAGCAGCACGAGAACAACGAGCAGCACGAGAACAACGAGCAGCACGAGAACAACGAGCAGCACGAGAACAACGAGCAGCACGAGAACAACGAGCAGCACGAGAACAACGAGCAGCACGAGAACAACGAGCAGCACGAGAAACAACGAGCAGCACGAGAACGACGAGCAGCACGAGAACGACGAGCAGCACGAGAACGACGAGCAGCACGAGAACGACGAGCAGGACGAGAACGACGAGCAGGACGAGAACGACGAGCAGGACGAGAACGACGAGCAGGCACGAGAACGACGAGCAGCACGAGAACGAACGAGCAGCACGAGAACGACGAGCAGCACGAGAACAACGAGCAGCACGAGAACAACGAGCAGCACGAGAACAACGCAGCAGCACGAGAAACAACGAGCAGCACGAGAACAACGAGCAGCACGGAGAACAACGAGCAGCACGAGAACAACGAGCAGCACGAGAACAACGAGCAGCACGAGAACAACGAGCAGCACGAGAACACGAGCAGCACGAGAACAACGAGCAGCACGAGAACAACGAGCAGCACGAGAACAACGAGCAGCACGAGAAACAACGAGCAGCACGAGAACAACGAGCAGCACGAGAACAACGAGCAGCACGAGAACAACGAGCAGCACGAGAACAACGAGCAGCACGAGAACAACGAGCAGCACGAGAACGUCGAGCAGCACGAGAACGUCGAGCAGCACGAGAACAACGAGCAGCACGAGAACGAGGAGCAGCACGAGAACGACGAGCAGGACGAGAACGACGAGCAGGACGAGAACGACGAGCAGCACGAGAACGACGAGCAGGACGAGAAAGACGAGCAGCACGAGAACGACGAGCAGCACGAGAACGACGAGCAGCACGAGAACAACGAGCAGCACGAGAACAACGAGCAGCACGAGAACAACGAGCAGCACGAGAACAACGAGCAGCACGAGAACAACGAGCAGCACGAGAACAACGAGCAGCACGAGAACGACGAGCAGCACGAGAACGACGAGCAGCACGAGAACGACGAGCAGGACGAGAACAACGAGCAGCACGAGAACAACGAGCAGCACGAGAACAACGAGCAGCACGAGAACAACGAGCAGCACGAGAACAACGAGCAGCACGAGAACAACGAGCAGCACGAGAACAACGAGCAGCACGAGAACAACGAGCAGCACGAGAGCAACGAGCAGCACGAGAGCAACGAGCAGCACGAGAACAACGAGCAGCACGAGAACAACGAGCAGCACGAGAACAACGAGCAGCACGAGAACAACGAGCAGCACGAGAACAACGAGCAGCACGAGAACAACGAGCAGCACGAGAACCACGAGCAGCACGAGAACGACGAGCAGCACGAGAACGACGAGCAGCACGAGAACGACGAGCAGCGCGAGAACAACGAGCAGCACGAGAACAACGAGCAGCACGAGAACAACGAGCAGCACGAGAACAACGAGCAGCACGAGAACAACGAGCAGCACGAGAACAACGAGCAGCACGAGAACAACGAGCAGCACGAGAACAACGAGCAGCACGAGAGCAACGAGCAGCACGAGAACAACGAGCAGCACGAGAACAACGAGCAGCACGAGAACAACGAGCAGCACGAGAACAACGAGCAGCACGAGAACAGCGAGCAGCACGAGAACAACGAGCAGCACGAGAACCACGAGCAGCACGAGAACGACGAGCAGCACGAGAACGACGAGCAGCACGAGAACGACGAGCAGCGCGAGAACAACGAGCAGCACGAGAACAACGAGCAGCACGAGAACAACGAGCAGCACGAGAACAACGAGCAGCACGAGAACAACGAGCAGCACGAGAACAACGAGCAGCACGAGAACAACGAGCAGCACGAGAGCAACGAGCAGCACGAGAGCAACGAGCAGCACGAGAGCAACGAGCAGCACGAGAGCAACGAGCAGCACGAGAACAACGAGCAGCACGAGAACAACGAGCAGCACGAGAACAACGAGCAGCACGAGAACAACGAGCAGCACGAGAACAACGAGCAGCACGAGAACAACGAGCAGCACGAGAACAACGAGCAGCACGAGAACAACGAGCAGCACGAGAACGACGAGCAGCACGAGAACGACGAGCAGCACGAGAACGACGAGCAGCACGAGAACGACGAGCAGGACGAGAACGACGAGCAGGACGAGAACGACGAGCAGGACGAGAACGACGAGCAGGACGAGAACGACGAGCAGCACGAGAACGACGAGCAGCACGAGAACGACGAGCAGCACGAGAACAACGAGCAGCACGAGAACAACGAGCAGCACGAGAACAACGAGCAGCACGAGAACAACGAGCAGCACGAGAACAACGAGCAGCACGAGAACAACGAGCAGCACGAGAACAACGAGCAGCACGAGAACAACGAGCAGCACGAGAACAACGAGCAGCACGAGAACAACGAGCAGCACGAGAACAACGAGCAGCACGAGAACAACGAGCAGCACGAGAACAACGAGCAGCACGAGAACAACGAGCAGCACGAGAACAACGAGCAGCACGAGAACAACGAGCAGCACGAGAACAACGAGCAGCACGAGAACAACGAGCAGCACUUGAGACGUCGAGCAGCACGAGAACGUCGAGCAGCACGAGAACAACGAGCAGCACGAGAACGAGGAGCAGCACGAGAACGACGAGCAGGACGAGAACGACGAGCAGGACGAGAACGACGAGCAGCACUGAGAACGACGAGCAGGACCGAGAACAGUACGAGCAGCACGAGAACGACGAGCAGCACGAGAACGACGAGCAGCACGAGAACAACGAGCAGCACGAGAACAACGAGCAGCACGAGAACAACGAGCAGCACGAGAACAACGAGCAGCACGAGAACAACGAGCAGCACGAGAACAACGAGCAGCACGAGAACGACGAGCAGCACGAGAACGACGAGCAGCACGAGAACGACGAGCAGGACGAGAACAACGAGCAGCACGAGACAACGAGCAGCACGAGAACAACGAGCAGCACGAGAACAACGAGCAGCACGAGAACAACGAGCAGCACGAGAACAACGAGCAGCACGAGAACAACGAGCAGCACGAGAACAACGAGCAGCACGAGAGCAACGAGCAGCACGAGAGCAACGAGCAGCACGAGAACAACGAGCAGCACGAGAACAACGAGCAGCACGAGAACAACGAGCAGCACGAGAACAACGAGCAGCACGAGAACAACGAGCAGCACGAGAACAACGAGCAGCACGAGAACCACGAGCAGCACGAGAACGACGAGCAGCACGAGAACGACGAGCAGCACGAGAACGACGAGCAGCGCGAGAACAACGAGCAGCACGAGAACAACGAGCAGCACGAGAACAACGAGCAGCACGAGAACAACGAGCAGCACGAGAACAACGAGCAGCACGAGAACAACGAGCAGCACGAGAACAACGAGCAGCACGAGAGCAACGAGCAGCACGAGAGCAACGAGCAGCACGAGAGCAACGAGCAGCACGAGAGCAACGACGAGACAACGAGCAGCACGAGAACAACGAGCAGCACGAGAACAACGAGCAGCACGAGAACAACGAGCAGCACGAGAACAACGAGCAGCACGAGAACAACGAGCAGCACGAGAACAACGAGCAGCACGAGAACAACGAGCAGCACGAGAACAACGAGCAGCACGAGAACAACGAGCAGCACGAGAACGACGAGCAGCACGAGAACAACGAGCAGCACGAGAACGACGAGCAGCACGAGAACAACGAGCAGCACGAGAACAACGAGCAGCACGAGAACAACGAGCAGCACGAGAACAACGAGCAGCACGAGAACAACGAGCAGCACGAGAACAACGAGCAGCACGAGAACAACGAGCAGCACGAGAACGUCGAGCAGCACGAGAACGUCGAGCAGCACGAGAACAACGAGCAGCACGAGAACGACGAGCAGGACGAGAACGACGAGCAGGACGAGAACGACGAGCAGCACGAGAACGACGAGCAGGACGAGAAAGACGAGCAGGACGAGAACGACGAGCAGCACGAGAACGACGAGCAGCACGAGAACAACGAGCAGCACGAGAACAACGAGCAGCACGAGAACAACGAGCAGCACGAGAACAACGAGCAGCACGAGAACAACGAGCAGCACGAGAACAACGAGCAGCACGAGAACAACGAGCAGCACGAGAACAACGAGCAGCACGAGAACAACGAGCAGCACGAGAACAACGAGCAGCACGAGAACAACGAGCAGCACGAGAACAACGAGCAGCACGAGAACGUCGAGCAGCACGAGAACGUCGAGCAGCACGAGAACAACGAGCAGCACGAGAACGAGGAGCAGCACGAGAACGACGAGCAGGACGAGAACGACGAGCAGGACGAGAACGACGAGCAGCACGAGAACGACGAGCAGGACGAGAAAGACGAGCAGCACGAGAACGACGAGCAGCACGAGAACGACGAGCAGCACGAGAACAACGAGCAGCACGAGAACAACGAGCAGCACGAGAACAACGAGCAGCACGAGAACAACGAGCAGCACGAGAACAACGAGCAGCACGAGAACAACGAGCAGCACGAGAACAACGAGCAGCACGAGAACGAGCAGCACGAGAACAACGAGCAGCACGAGAACAACGAGCAGCACGAGAACAACGAGCUAGGGAUGAGCAAGGUGGCGAACACCUCACGAGAACAACGAGCAGCACGAGAACAACGAGCAGCACGAGAACAGCACGAGAACAACGAGCAGCACGAGAACGACGAGCAGCACGAGAACGACGAGCAGCACGAGAACGACGAGCAGCACGAGAACGACGAGCAGCACGAGAACGACGAGCAGGACGAGAACGACGAGCAGGACGAGAACAACGAGCAGCACGAGAACAACGAGCAGCACGAGAACAACGAGCAGCACGAGAACAACGAGCAGCACGAGAAACAACGAGCAGCACGAGAACAACGAGCAGCACGAGAACAACGAGCAGCACGAGAACAACGAGCAGCACGAGAACAACGAGCAGCACGAGAGCAACGAGCAGCACGAGAGCAACGAGCAGCACGAGAACAACGAGCAGCACGAGAACAACGAGCAGCACGAGAACAACGAGCAGCACGAGAACAACGAGCAGCACGAGAACAACGAGCAGCACGAGAACAACGAGCAGCACGAGAACCACGAGCAGCACGAGAACGACGAGCAGCACGAGAACGACGAGCAGCACGAGAACAACGAGCAGCACGAGAACAACGAGCAGCACGAGAACAACGAGCAGCACGAGAACAACGAGCAGCACGAGAACAACGAGCAGCACGAGAACAACGAGCAGCACGAGAACAACGAGCAGCACGAGAGCAACGAGCAGCACGAGAGCAACGAGCAGCACGAGAGCAACGAGCAGCACCGAGAACAACGAGCAGCACGAGAACAACGAGCAGCACGAGAACAACGAGCAGCACGAGAACAACGAGCAGCACGAGAACAACGAGCAGCACGAGAACAACGAGCAGCACGAGAACAACGAGCAGCACGAGAACAACGAGCAGCACGAGAACGACGAGCAGCACGAGAACGACGAGCAGCACGAGAACGACGAGCAGCACGAGAACGACGAGCAGCACGAGAACGACGAGCAGCACGAGAACAACGAGCAGCACCGAGAACAACGAGCAGCACGAGAACAACGAGCAGCACGAGAACAACGAGCAGCACGAGAACAACGAGCAGCACGAGAACAACGAGCAGCACGAGAACAACGAGCAGCACGAGAACAACGAGCAGCACGAGAACAACGAGCAGCACGAGAACAACGAGCAGCACGAGAACAACGAGCAGCACGAGAACAACGAGCAGCACGAAAACAACGAGCAGCACGAGAGCAACGAGCAGCACGAGAGCAACGAGCAGCACGAGAACAACGAGCAGCACGAGAACAACGAGCAGCACGAGAACAACGAGCAGCACGAGAACAACGAGCAGCACGAGAACAACGAGCAGCACGAGAACAACGAGCAGCACGAGAACAACGAGCAGCACGAGAACAACGAGCAGCACGAGAACAACGAGCAGCACGAGAACAACGAGCAGCACGAGAACGACGAGCAGCACGAGAACGACGAGCAGCACGAGAACGACGAGCAGCACGAGAACGACGAGCAGCACGAGAACGACGAGCAGGACGAGAACGACGAGCAGGACGAGAACGACGAGCAGGACGAGAACGACGAGCAGGACGAGAACGACGAGCAGCACGAGAACGACGAGCAGCACGAGAACGACGAGCAGCACGAGAACAACGAGCAGCACGAGAACAACGAGCAGCACGAGAACAACGAGCAGCACGAGAACAACGAGCAGCACGAGAACAACGAGCAGCACGAGAACAACGAGCAGCACGAGAACAACGAGCAGCACGAGAACAACGAGCAGCACGAGAACAACGAGCAGCACGAGAACAACGAGCAGCACGAGAACAACGAGCAGCACGAGAACAACGAGCAGCACGAGAACAACGAGCAGCACGAGAACAACGAGCAGCACGAGAACAACGAGCAGCACGAGAACAACGAGCAGCACGAGAACAACGAGCAGCACGAGAAACAACGAGCAGCACGAGAACAACGAGCAGCACGAGAACGUCGAGCAGCACGAGAACGUCGAGCAGCACGAGAACAACGAGCAGCACGAGAACGAGGAGCAGCACUGAGAACGACGAGCAGGACGAGAACGACGAGCAGGACGAGAACGACGAGCAGCACGAGAACGACGAGCAGGACGAGAAAGACGAGCAGCACGAGAACGACGAGCAGCACGAGAACGACGAGCAGCACGAGAACGACGAGCAGCACGAGAACAACGAGCAGCACGAGAACAACGAGCAGCACGAGAACAACGAGCAGCACGAGAACAACGAGCAGCACGAGAACAACGAGCAGCACGAGAACGACGAGCAGCACGAGAACGACGAGCAGCACGAGAACGACGAGCAGGACGAGAACAACGAGCAGCACGAGAACAACGAGCAGCACGAGAACAACGAGCAGCACGAGAACAACGAGCAGCACGAGAACAACGAGCAGCACGAGAACAACGAGCAGCACGAGAACAACGAGCAGCACGAGAACAACGAGCAGCACGAGAGCAACGAGCAGCACGAGAGCAACGAGCAGCACGAGAACAACGAGCAGCACGAGAACAACGAGCAGCACGAGAACAACGAGCAGCACGAGACACGAGAACAACGAGCAGCACGAGAACAACGAGCAGCACGAGAACCACGAGCAGCACGAGAACGACGAGCAGCACGAGAACGACGAGCAGCACGAGAACGAACGAGCAGCACGCGAGAACAACGAGCAGCACGAGAACAACGAGCAGCACGAGAACAACGAGCAGCACGAGAACAACGAGCAGCACGAGAACAACGAGCAGCACGAGAACAACGAGCAGCACGAGAGCAACGAGCAGCACGAGAGCAACGAGCAGCACGAGAGCAACGAGCAGCACGAGAGCAACGAGCAGCACGAGAGACAACGAGCAGCACGAGAACAACGAGCAGCACGAGAACAACGAGCAGCACGAGAACAACGAGCAGCACGAGAACAACGAGCAGCACGAGAACAACGAGCAGCACGAGAACACGAGCAGCACGAGAACAACGAGCAGCACGAGAACAACGAGCAGCACGAGAACAACGAGCAGCACGAGAACGACGAGCAGCACGAGAACAACGAGCAGCACGAGAACGACGAGCAGCACGAGAACAACGAGCAGCACGAGAACAACGAGCAGCACGAGAACAACGAGCAGCACGAGAACAACGAGCAGCACGAGAACAACGAGCAGCACGAGAACAACGAGCAGCACGAGAACAACGAGCAGCACGAGAACAACGAGCAGCACGAGAACAACGAGCAGCACGAGAACAACGAGCAGCACGAGAACAACGAGCAGCACGAGAACAACGAGCAGCACGAGAACAACGAGCAGCACGAGAACAACGAGCAGCACGAGAACAACGAGCAGCACGAGAACAACGAGCAGCACGAGAACAACGAGCAGCACGAGAGCAACGAGCAGCACGAGAGCAACGAGCAGCACGAGAGCAACGAGCAGCACGAGAACAACGAGCAGCACGAGAAACAACGAGCAGCACGAGAACAACGAGCAGCACGAGAACAACGAGCAGCACGAGAACAACGAGCAGCACGAGAACAACGAGCAGCACGAGAACAACGAGCAGCAACGAGAGAACGAACGAGCAGCACGAGAACGACGAGCAGCACGAGAACGACGAGCAGCACGAGAACGACGAGCAGCACGAGAACGACGAGCAGCACGAGAACGACGAGCAGGACGAGAACGACGAGCAGGACGAGAACGACGAGCAGGACGAGAACGACGAGCAGGACGAGAACGACGAGCAGGACGAGGAGCAACGAGCAGCACGAGAACAACGAGCAGCACGAGAACAACGAGCAGCACGAGAACAACGAGCAGCACGAGAACAACGAGCAGCACGAGAACAACGAGCAGCACGAGAACAACGAGCAGCACGAGAACAACGAGCAGCACGAGAACAACGAGCAGCACGAGAACAACGAGCAGCACGAGAACAACGAGCAGCACGAGAACAACGAGCAGCACGAGAACAACGAGCAGCACGAGAACAACGAGCAGCACGAGAACAACGAGCAGCACGAGAACAACGAGCAGCACGAGAACAACGAGCAGCACGAGAACAACGAGCAGCACGAGAACACGAGACCGACGAGCAGAACGAGACCGACGAGCACGACGAGAACGACGAGCAGCACGAGAACGACGAGCAGGACGAGAACGACGAGCAGGACGAGAACGACGAGCAGGACGAGAACGACGAGCAGGACGAGAAACGACGAGCAGGACGAGAACGACGAGCAGCACGAGAACGACGAGCAGCACGAGAACGACGAGCAGGACGAGAACGACGAGCAGGACGAGAACGACGAGCAGGACGAGAACGACGAGCAGGACGAGAACGACGAGCAGGACGAGAACGACGAGCAGCACGAGAACGACGAGCAGCACGAGAACAACGAGCAGCACGAGAACGACGAGCAGCACGAGAACGACGAGCAGCACGAGAACGACGAGCAGCACGAGAACAACGAGCAGCACGAGAACAACGAGCAGCACGAGAACAACGAGCAGCACGAGAACAACGAGCAGCACGAGAACAACGAGCAGCACGAGAACAACGAGCAGCACGAGAACAACGAGCAGCACGAGAACAACGAGCAGCACGAGAACAACGAGCAGCACGAGAACGACGAGCAGCACGAGAACGACGAGCAGCACGAGAACAACGAGCAGCACGAGAACGACGAGCAGCACGAGAACGACGAGCAGCACACGAGAACGACGAGCAGCACGAGAACGACGAGCAGCACGAGAACGACGAGCAGCACGAGAACGACGAGCAGCACGAGAACGACGAGCAGCACGAGAACGACGAGCAGCACGAGAACGACGAGCAGCACGAGAACGACGAGCAGCACGAGAGCGACGAGCAGCACGAGAACGACGAGCAGGACGAGAGCAACGAGCAGCACGAGAGCAACGAGCAGCACGAGAACAACGAGCAGCACGAGAACAACGAGCAGCACGAGAACAACGAGCAGCACGAGAGCAACGAGCAGCACGAGAACAACGAGCAGCACGAGAACAACGAGCAGCACGAGAACAACGAGCAGCACGAGAACAACGAGCAGCACAAGAACAACGAGCAGCACAAGAACAACGAGCAGCACGAGAACAACGAGCACCACGAGAACAACGAGCACCACGAGAACAACGAGCAGCACGAGAACGACGAGCAGCACGAGAACAACGAGCAGCACGAGAGCAACGAGCAGCACGAGAACAACGAGCAGCACGAGAACAACGAGCAGCACGAGAGCAACGAGCAGCACGAGAGCAACGAGCAGCACGAGAACAACGAGCAGCACGAGAACAACGAGCAGCACGAGAACAACGAGCAGCACGAGAGCAACGAGCAGCACGAGAACAACGAGCAGCACGAGAACAACGAGCAGCACGAGAACAACGAGCAGCACGAGAACAACGAGCAGCACGAGAGCAACGAGCAGCACGAGAGCAACGAGCAGCACGAGAGCAACGAGCAGCACGAGAACAACGAGCAGCACGAGAACAACGAGCAGCACGAGAACAACGAGCAGCACGAGAACGACGAGCAGCACGAGAACAACGAGCAGCACGAGAACAACGAGCAGCACGAGAACAACGAGCAGCACGAGAACAACGAGCAGCACGAGAACAACGAGCAGCACGAGAACAACGAGCAGCACGAGAGCAACGAGCAGCACGAGAGCAACGAGCAGCACGAGAGCAACGAGCAGCACGAGAGCAACGAGCAGCACGAGAACAACGAGCAGCACGAGAACAACGAGCAGCACGAGAUCAACGAGCAGCACGAGAACAACGAGCAGCACGAGAACAACGAGCAGCACGAGAACAACGAGCAGCACGAGAACAACGAGCAGCACGAGAACAACGAGCAGCACGAGAACAACGAGCAGCACGAGAACAACGAGCAGCACGAGAACAACGAGCAGCACGAGAGCAACGAGCAGCACGAGAGCAACGAGCAGCACGAGAGCAACGAGCAGCACGAGAACAACGAGCAGCACGAGAACAACGAGCAGCACGAGAACGACGAGCAGCACGAGAACGACGAGCAGCACGAGAACAACGAGCAGCACGAGAACAACGAGCAGCACGAGAACAACGAGCAGCACGAGAACAACGAGGAGCACGAGAACGACGAGCAGCACGAGAACGACGAGCAGCACGAGAACGACGAGCAGCACGAGAACGACGAGCAGCACGAGAACGAACGAGAGCACGAGAACAACGAGCAGCACGAGAACAACGAGCAGCACGAGAACAACGAGCAGCACGAGAAACAACGAGCAGCACGAGAACAACGAGCAGCACGAGAACAACGAGCAGCACGAGAACGAACGAGCAGCACGAGAACGACGAGCAGCACGAGAACGACGAGCAGCACGAGAACGACGAGCAGCACGAGAACGACGAGCAGACGAGAACAACGAGCAGCACGAGAACAACGAGCAGCACGAGAACAACGAGCAGCACGAGAACAACGAGCAGCACGAGAACAACGAGCAGCACGAGAACAACGAGCAGCACGAGAGCAACGAGCAGCACGAGAGCAACGAGCAGCACGAGAGCAACGAGCAGCACGAGAGCAACGAGCAGCACGAGAACAACGAGCAGCACGAGAACAACGAGCAGCACGAGAUCAACGAGCAGCACGAGAACAACGAGCAGCACGAGAACAACGAGCAGCACGAGAACAACGAGCAGCACGAGAACAACGAGCAGCACGAGAACAACGAGCAGCACGAGAACAACGAGCAGCACGAGAACGAGCAACGAGCAGCACGAGAGCAACGAGCAGCACGAGAGCAACGAGCAGCACGAGAGCAACGAGCAGCACGAGAACAACGAGCAGCACGAGAACAACGAGCAGCACGAGAACGACGAGCAGCACGAGAACGACGAGCAGCACGAGAACAACGAGCAGCACGAGAACAACGAGCAGCACGAGAACAACGAGCAGCACGAGAACAACGAGGAGCACGAGAACGACGAGCAGCACGAGAACGACGAGCAGCACGAGAACGACGAGCAGCACGAGAACGACGAGCAGCACGAGAACGACGAGAGCACGAGAACGACGAGAGCACGAGAACAACGAGCAGCACGAGAACAACGAGCAGCACGAGAACAACGAGCAGCACGAGAACAACGAGCAGCACGAGAACAACGAGCAGCACGAGAACAACGAGCGACGAGCAGCACGAGAACGACGAGCAGCACGAGAACGACGAGCAGCACGAGAACGACGAGCAGGACGAGAACGACGAGCAGGACGAGAACAACGAGCAGGACGAGAACAACGAGCAGCACGAGAACAACGAGCAGCACGAGAACGACGAGCAGCACGAGAACAACGAGCAGCACGAGAACGACGAGCAGGACGAGAACGACGAGCAGGACGAGAAUGACGAGCAGGACGAGAACGACGAGCAGCACGAGAACGACGAGCAGGACGAGAAAGACGAGCAGCACGAGAACGACGAGCAGCACGAGAACGACGAGCAGCACGAGAACAACGAGCAGCACGAGAGCAACGAGCAGCACGAGAACAACGAGCAGCACGAGAACGACGAGCAGGACGAGAACGACGAGCAGCACGAGAACGACGAGCAGCACGAGAACGACGAGCAGCACGAGAACGACGAGCAGCACGAGAACGACGAGCAGCACGAGAACGACGAGCAGCACGAGAACGACGAGCAGCACGAGAACGACGAGCAGCACGAGAACGACGAGCAGCACGAGAACGACGAGCAGCACGAGAACGACGAGCAGCACGAGAACACCGAGCAGCACGAGAACAACGAGCAGCACCGAGAACAACGAGCAGCACGAGAACAACGAGCAGCACGAGAACGACGAGCAGCACGGAGAACAACGAGCAGCACGAGAACAACGAGGCAGCACGAGAACGACGAGCAGCACGAGAACGACGAGCAGCACGGAGAACGACGAGCAGCACGAGAACGACGAGCAGCACGAGAACGACGAGCAGCACCGAGAACGACGAGCAGCACGAGAACGACGAGCAGCACGAGAACGACGAGCAGCACGAGAACAACGAGCAGCACCGAGAACGACGAGCAGCACGAGAACGACGAGCAGCACGAGACCGACGAACAGCACGAGACCGACGAACAGCACGAGAACGACGGGCAGCACGAGAACGACGAGCAGCACGAGAACGACGGGCAGCACGAGAACGACGGGCAGCACGAGAACGACGAGCAGCACGAGAACGACGAGCAGCACGAGAACGACGAGCAGCACCGAGAACGAACGAGCAGCACGAGAACAACGAGCAGCACGAGAACGACGAGCAGCACGAGAACGACGAGCAGCACGAGAACGACGAGCAGCACGAGAACGACGAGCAGCACGAGAACGACGAGCAGCACGAGAACGACGAGCAGCACGAGAACGACGAGCAGCACGAGAACGACGAGCAGCACGAGAACGACGAGCAGCACGAGAACGACGAGCAGCACGAGAACGACGAGCAGCACGAGAACGACGAGCAGCACGAGAACGACGAGCAGCACGAGAACGACGAGCAGCACGAGAACGACGAGCAGCACGAGAACGACGAGCAGCACGAGAACGACGAGCAGCACGAGAACGACGAGCAGCACGAGAACGACGAGCAGCACGAGAACGACGAGCAGCACGAGAACAACGAGCAGCACGAGAACGACGAGCAGCACGAGAACGACGAGCAGCACGAGACCGACGAACAGCACGAGACCGACGAACAGCACGAGAACGACGGGCAGCACGAGAACGACGAGCAGCACGAGAACGACGGGCAGCACGAGAACGACGGGCAGCACGAGAACGACGAGCAGCACUGAGAACGACGAGCAGCACGAGAACGACGAGCAGCACGAGAACAACGAGCAGCACGAGAACAACGAGCAGCACGAGAACGACGAGCAGCACGAGAACGACGAGCAGCACGAGAACGACGAGCAGGACGAGAACGACGAGCAGGACGAGAACGACGAGCAGCACGAGAACGACGAGCAGCACGAGAACGACGAGCAGCACGAGAACGACGAGCAGCACGAGACCGACGAGCAGGACGAGACCGACGAGCAGGACGAGACCGACGAGCAGGACGAGAACGACGAGCAGCACGAGAACGACGAGCAGGACGAGAACGACGAGCAGGACGAGAACGACGAGCAGGACGAGAACGACGAGCAGGACGAGAACGACGAGCAGGACGAGAACGACGAGCAGCACGAGAACGACGAGCAGCACGAGAACGACGAGCAGGACGAGAACGACGAGCAGGACGAGAACGACGAGCAGCACGAGAACGACGAGCAGCACGAGAACGACGAGCAGCACGAGAACGACGAGCAGCACGAGAACGACGAGCAGCACGAGAACGACGAGCAGCACGAGAACGACGAGCAGCACGAGAACGACGAGCAGCACGAGAACGACGAGCAGCACGAGAACACCGAGCAGCACGAGAACAACGAGCAGCACGAGAACAACGAGCAGCACGAGAACAACGAGCAGCACGAGAACAACGAGCAGCACGAGAACGACGAGCAGCACGAGAACAACGAGCAGCACGAGAACAACGAGCAGCACGAGAACGACGAGCAGCACGAGAACGACGAGCAGCACGAGAACGACGAGCAGCACGAGAACGACGAGCAGCACGAGAACGACGAGCAGCACGAGAACGACGAGCAGCACGAGAACGACGAGCAGCACGAGAACAACGAGCAGCACGAGAACGACGAGCAGCACGAGAACGACGAGCAGCACGAGAGCGACGAGCAGCACGAGAGCGACGAGCAGGACGAGAGCAACGAGCAGCACGAGAACAACGAGCAGCACGAGAACAACGAGCAGCACGAGAACAAAGAGCAGCACGAGAACAACGAGCAGCACGAGAACAACGAGCAGCACGAGAACAACGAGCACCACGAGAACAACGAGCAGCACGAGAACAACGAGCAGCACGAGAACGACGAGCACCACGAGAACGACGAGCACCACGAGAACGACGAGCAGCACGAGAACAACGAGCAGCACGAGAACAACGAGCACCACAAGAACAACGAGCAGCACGAGAACGACGAGCAGGACGAGAACGACGAGCAGGACGAGAAAGACGAGCAGCACGAGAACGACGAGCAGCACGAGAACGACGAGCAGCACGAGAACAACGAGCAGCACGAGAACAACGAGCAGCACGAGAACAACGAGCAGCACGAGAACAACGAGCAGCACGAGAACAACGAGCAGCACGAGAACGACGAGCAGCACGAGAACGACGAGCAGCACGAGAACGACGAGCGGCACGAGAACGACGAGCAGGACGAGAACAACGAGCAUGACGAGAACGACGAGCAUGACGAGAACGACGAGCAGGACGAGAACGACGAGCAGGACGAGAACGACGAGCAGGACGAGAACGACGAGCAGGACGAGAAUGACGAGCAGGACGAGAACGACGAGCAGGACGAGAACGACGAGCAGGACGAGAACGAUGAGCAGGACGAGAACGACGAGCAGGACGAGAACGACGAGCAGGACGAGAACGACGAGCAGCACGAGAACGACGAGCAGGACGAGAACGACGAGCAGGACGAGAACGACGAGCAGCACGAGAACGACGAGCAGCACGAGAACGACGAGCAGCACGAGAACGACGAGCAGCACGAGAACGACGAGCAGCACGAGAACGACGAGCAGCACGAGAACGACGAGCAGCACGAGAACGACGAGCAGCACGAGAACACCGAGCAGCACGAGAACAACGAGCAGCACGAGAACAACGAGCAGCACGAGAACAACGAGCAGCACGAGAACAACGAGCAGCACGAGAACGACGAGCAGCACGAGAACAACGAGCAGCACGAGAACAACGAGCAGCACGAGAACGACGAGCAGCACGAGAACGACGAGCAGCACGAGAACGACGAGCAGCACGAGAACGACGAGCAGCACGAGAACGACGAGCAGCACGAGAACGACGAGCAGCACGAGAACGACGAGCUGCACGAGAACAACGAGCAGCACGAGAACGACGAGCAGCACGAGAACGACGAGCAGCACGAGAGCGACGAGCAGCACGAGAGCGACGAGCAGGACGAGAGCAACGAGCAGCACGAGAACAACGAGCAGCACGAGAACAACGAGCAGCACGAGAACAAAGAGCAGCACGAGAACAACGAGCAGCACGAGAACAACGAGCAGCACGAGAACAACGAGCACCACGAGAACAACGAGCAGCACGAGAACAACGAGCAGCACGAGAACGACGAGCACCACGAGAACGACGAGCACCACGAGAACGACGAGCAGCACGAGAACAACGAGCAGCACGAGAACAACGAGCACCACAAGAACAACGAGCAGCACGAGAACGACGAGCAGGACGAGAACGACGAGCAGGACGAGAAAGACGAGCAGGACGAGAACGACGAGCAGCACGAGAACGACGAGCAGCACGAGAACAACGAGCAGCACGAGAACAACGAGCAGCACGAGAACAACGAGCAGCACGAGAACAACGAGCAGCACGAGAACAACGAGCAGCACGAGAACGACGAGCAGCACGAGAACGACGAGCAGCACGAGAACGACGAGCGGCACGAGAACGACGAGCAGGACGAGAACAACGAGCAUGACGAGAACGACGAGCAUGACGAGAACGACGAGCAGGACGAGAACGACGAGCAGGACGAGAACGACGAGCAGGACGAGAAUGACGAGCAGUCACCCCCCCCCUUCAUACUCGCAUGCCUCACCUCGCGCUUCCCUCACCUCCCUGCCACCGCUCUUCCCUCACCUCCCUGCCACCGCUCUUCCCUCACCUCCCUGCCACCGCUCUUCCCUCACCUCCCUGCCACCGCUCUUCCCUCACCUCCCUGCCACCGCUCUUCCCUCACCUCCCUGCCACCGCUCUUGCCCCACCUCCCUGCCACCGCUCUUCCCUCACCUCCCUGCCACCGCUCUUGCCUCACCUCCCUGCCACCGCUCUUCCCUCACCUCCCUGCCACCGCUCUUCCCUCACCUCCCUGCCACCGCUCUUGCCUCACCUCCCUGCCACCGCUCUUGCCUCACCUCCCUGCCACCGCUCUUGCCUCACCUCCCUGCCACCGCUCUUGCCUCACCUCGCGCGCAGUGCCGGCAUCCAGCAGGUCGGUGUCGGCGCGCAGGUCCAGCACCACGAGCACCUCGCCAUCGCCCGCCGCGUCCAUGUCCCCCGCCACACUGCCCUCGGGCGCCUUGAAGUCGCGCACCACCUGGUAG
This is a messenger RNA of Closterium sp. NIES-65, 23838 nucleotides long. The record is from the annotation of a GenBank genome assembly. Lineage: Eukaryota; Viridiplantae; Streptophyta; Zygnematophyceae; Desmidiales; Closteriaceae.